Phyllopteryx taeniolatus (common seadragon) is the source of this 4450-nucleotide messenger RNA. It is a transcript of the gene arhgap22b, whose product is annotated as rho GTPase-activating protein 22. Gene Ontology annotation, molecular function: GTPase activator activity. The transcript has 8 exons. The record is from RefSeq and is a predicted model, not a curated record. Gene Ontology annotation, cellular component: focal adhesion. Lineage: Eukaryota; Metazoa; Chordata; Actinopteri; Syngnathiformes; Syngnathidae. Gene Ontology annotation, biological process: activation of GTPase activity; signal transduction. The coding region runs from base 828 to 2642 and encodes 604 amino acids.
AAGGUUUUGGAUAUACUAACUACAGUAAUUUGUGAUGAAGCGGUUAUGAGACAUUGUUUAAUGGAGUAUCACACCAUCUGUGACUAAUUUAAUUUUUUUCCAAAAUUGUUGUUAUGCCAGGGUCUUAGUUUCCGUCUUUCAAACUUUGGACAAUUAAAUAGUUUUAAACAGCCUCAUUGAAAACAGAUGUGUCUCGAGGUCACAGUUUGUCAAAUAUUUAAUGAUUGCAACAUUUUCAUAAAAUCUUAAAUCUUGCCCCAAAUAGUACACAUCCACAGAAAAGAUUGGUGUCAAUUUGUUAGCCUCCUGGCGAUACGUUAUGAUUUAUGAAAUUUGUGUAAGUUUGUUGUCCAUACUGUAGUUGUGUUUGUACAGUACAUGCAUUAGGAGUUAUGUGGGCAAGUGUUGUUAUGACGUCCUUUAGGUAUAGUUUUGCUACUUUUGCAAUAACAAUUAUCACCAAUGGCAUGAAUGUAAAAUUAUGUCCUUAAGCCAGAGCAAAUUCGCCACGGUUUCAUCCAUCUGCUGAUGAAACAGUUUAAUUAUGUUAAGCAAUAACAUAUCGUACGUACAUUCAUAUAUACAUUCGGACAUCCAUACUGUAUGUGAAUGUAUGGAUGUCCGUUAGCUUUGCUCUUAUUAGAGUAAUGCGCAUUUAAAAAUCUGCAAAUCUCAGAGGCAACACUGAUAAUGGAUUACUGAUAUGAGGAGCAGAGGGGAAGUAACUGAACAUUGUCUUGCAAAGGAGUGCCGCGACCGUGACAUUUUACUCAGGUGGAGCAGGGGAGAAGGACCGCGCACCAAUCAGCCAUGAAUCCUUCCUGCUCAUGGCGAACUCCCAGACAGACAUGGAUGACUGGGUCAAGGCCAUACGGCGCGUCAUCUGGGCACCGUUUGGAGGAGGGAUAUUUGGCCAGCGAUUGGAGGACACAGUGCAGUAUGAGAAAAAGUUUGGCCCCCGGCUGGCCCCCCUGCUGGUGGAGCAGUGUGUGGAUUUCAUCAGGGAGAGGGGCUUGGACGAGGAGGGUCUCUUCCGAAUGCCAGGUCAGGCCAACCUGGUCAAAGAUCUGCAAGAGGCCUUCGACUGUGGUGACAAGCCUCUUUUUGACAGCAACACAGAUGUUCACACUGUGGCAUCCUUGCUGAAGUUAUACCUGCGAGAGCUGCCUGAACCUGUCAUUCCCUUUUGCAAAUAUGAAGACUUUCUGACAUGCGCACACCUUUUGGCCAAAGAUGAGGAGGAGGGAGUUCAGGAGCUCGGGAAGCAAGUUAACACACUACCUCUGUCUAACUACAAUCUCCUCAAGUACAUAUGCAAAUUCCUUGAUGAAGUCCAAUCUCACUGUAAUGAAAACAAAAUGAGCGUCCAGAACCUUGCCACAGUUUUUGGGCCUAACAUCCUUCGACCCAAGAUGGAAGACCCAGUCACUAUCAUGGAAGGGACCUCUUUAGUCCAGCACCUAAUGACGAUUCUGAUCAGGGAACACAAGUGUUUGUACUCAGGGAGGGACCAGGAGGGCCUCAGUGUACCCCAAGCUGAGCAUCAGCUCCUCAAUCGUACCCUUGGCGCCUGGAUCUCUGAAGAGGACUUGCAGAGCUGCCCCAUCUCUAACCCAGAACAAGAACUGAACAGCAGUGCCUCGUCACUUGAAGCCAAACUGUGGGCCGCCGUCACCGCCACGCAGAACCCUAACCCAAACCCUGGACCAAAACUGGGGUCUUCGUCGGCAAAGGGGGAGACAGUGGUGAGCCCGAGUAAACAAGCCAAGAGCAUCCCUUCAUGGAAGUACUCUUUUAAAAGCUCCUCUUCACCUCGUUGUCAGCCGCAGCCUAAGCAGAGCGGCUCUGUGGUGGAACCGAGCGCCGUGUCUUCUGGCGGAGGAGGAAGUAGUAACUGGCUGAUGAACGGUUUGUCCUCCUUGAGAGGGCACAGACGCACCUCAUCAGGUGAAAGGUCAGCCCGGGACCGUGACUCCACCGGCUCGUCACAAAGACUCUCCACCUAUGACAACGUCACCUCCUCCUCCAGUAUGGGCAGCGUUCAGAGUGUAGGCAGCACUCCUUGGUCCACCUCCUCCUGUGAGAUCUCAGUGCCAGAUUCUGGGAGCGGCGAUCCCUCGGCCCACCACAACUCUGGAGCGGUGCGUGAAGGUGAAGGUGGGGACAAGGGGGAGUGGACGGAGAGUCAGAGGGAGCCUGAGAUGGGAUGCGACGGGGGGGGGACCACAGAGCCGAGCUCUGAGCAGGACAGCUGUGAGGCCUGCGGUGAGAAUGGCAAUGCGAGCAUGGUAGCUGGAGUUCCGUCCAUCAUCAUGUCUGAGGAUGGAGACGGAAGGAACGUCGCACUGAGCAGUCUGGUAGAGGACCUCAAGAACGAGCUCAGGAAACAGAAGGCUGCUUAUGAGGCCAGAAUCCAAAAGUUGGAGGACUCCAGUGCUGUCCUGUGCGCUCACAUGGAGCGUUUAGAGCAGGAGAUGGAGCAGGAGAAGAAGCGGCAACGCAUGCUGGAGAUCAAACUGCGGAACUCCGAGCGAGCUCGGGAGGACGCAGAGAACCGCAACAAACUUCUGGAGAAGGAGAUGGAGGACUUCUUUUCCACCCUGGGAGAUCUUACCAUGAGUACGAGGACCAGCGAUAUUUGACCUGAAUGGUGGGACAAAGUCACGGUUUGUUUUAGAAAAGGGCUCACAGCAUCCUCAAUGCAGCAGGAUGUUGGGCCAUGUUUGAGUGCACUGAAGACCACAAAGAGACUCGGAGGAGGAAUUGGGGCCAGACUUUGAGGAGUGGGGAGUGCAGUGCACCGUUAAGCAUGCUUCACAUGGAACAUGAAUGCAGUCACUCUUCUUUACUGGUGAGCACUGAUCGAUGUGACCAAACUGUACCAAGUCAAAUGAUCAAUGAAUGCAAUACCUGUCUCUGCUGUUUCACAUGGUGACGUAUGUUUGCUAAAUAUUAAGAUACAUUAAACCUCCACUAUUCGAGCGUGAUAGGGACCGAGCCCUGCCAUGAAUAGCAAAAAAAAAAUAUAAUAAUUGACACCCCCAAAUAAAGGUUGAGAAUUCCCUAUAUUAAAAGCUUAAACUAAAUAUACAACAAACGCACUCAUAUCAAUUCAAAUUCAUUUUACAUCACCCUUAAAAAAAAUAAUCCAUAAAAAUAGCUAUUUUCACACAAAAAUAAGACCUCGCUUGUUUGUUAGCUUGAGCUUUUUAAUAGCCGUUCAAGCAGAGCAAAAGCUAAAUUUAGCACGGCCCCAGCAUACAUCGAUCUUUGAACAAUCGAGACGUUUGACUUGCAACAUACUUCCUUGACACCAAUUACUACUUUCUAAAUAGCCAGGGCUAUAACGGCAUCUUAUGGCGUCUUACAGAAAGCGCACAAAAAAAAAAAAAAAACGGAAAUUUUUAAAUGAAUAGCUGAGCAUAGGUACCACAGAAAGAAAUGCGAAUAGGUUCACUAUAGUCCCGAACCGCGUUGCUAAAUUCACAUCUGUUCAAUUAUUUAUUUAUUUAUUUUCAACUAUUGCUAUUGUACUUUAGUAGCCAGUAAAGUGGAGGUUCCUCUGCUCACAUAUUGGAGCAUACACACAUUCGUAUUGUGUUUAGACCGUCAGCUAGUCUUGUCUGCAUUUGCCCUCAGGCCUUCUUCAGUCACGUGACUUCCAGGUCAUACCUUCAGUGUGUUGUGGUUCAAGUGAAGGCCAGUUCAAAGCGCGUCUGACCUGGCCGCCAUGUUGACCUUGGCACAUGAAGCGCAACACUGCCCUUAAAGAAACAAUGGUAUUUCCUGGUUGUGCCUUCAGUGAAGUCCUUUUAAAUAUUAAAACAAAACAAAAAAGUUAGCAUUGCUUGACUGGUCCACAGGCGUAACGUCCCUCAAGAACACAUUGUUGCAUUUACUCAUGAUGAAUAUGUUGACAAAAGUGCUGAUGACCAAUAACUUAGAAGGUGCCAAUUAUUGUUAAAGUGAUUUUGUGCUUUUUGAAUGGAAAGAAUGUAUCCUCCCUGUAGUGAAUGUACUCGUGUUUGAUGAAGCCAGCCUGAGAGGAAAUGCACUGGUCAGCGCUUCCUCCAUUUUGUGUCUUUGACUAACUCUCUUCGGAAGAAAAGAAAAAAAGCUUGUGCAUAUCUGUUCAUGGAGCACUGCAUGCUGAAUAAAAAUGACACAACAAAAGGGCCAAACAAUGAAAAUGUGCUUUAGUAAGAAUCAUGUGACUGUUCGUUAUUUUGAAUACACUGCAUUUUAUAAGCAGAUGUUAGGAUUUUUAUUGCACACGAAUGUCUUGGAAGACUACUACCAAUCACCCUUAACAGUUAUCACAGCAGUCCAAUAGAAACAUUUAUUUUCCUCGUAUGUAUGUAUUUUAUGUCACAACUAAGUCUAAAUGUCUUUAUGGGUCAUCAAUGGUGCUUUUUAUUUAUUUGGAUAUACAUGAUUGUAAUGAAUGUAC